AUGACCAACGCCCUCUCUGCUGCUACCUGCGCCAUCUACGCGGUCUUCGCCAUCCCGGUCGUUUACCUCCUCGUCCGACACGGCCGCUACGGCCUUUUAGGAUGGCUCUUCCUCUUUUUCUUCUGUACCCUUCGCAUCAUCGGCGGCGCACUUGCAGUCCACGACACCAGCAUCGCCGCUAAUAUCAUCUCCAGCGUCGGCCUCUCUCCUCUCCUCCUAGCAAUAUCUAGCAUCCUACACGAGGCUCGACACUAUCGUAUCCAAUCACUUGACAAGAAAUUGGAAUGGGCCGCUGUUUUCGCCUACCACAUUCUCGUCGUCGCAGGCGUGGCCUUAACAGCUGCCGGCUUUGCGAAGCUCCAGCAGCACGAACAACCUCUCGACAAAGCCGAGAAGAUUACCAAGGCAGGUAUCUCAAUUCUGGCGGUCGCGUGGGGUGUUCUGGUUGGCUGGACCGGGCUCUCGUUUAUUGCUCCCCGAAGACGGAAUUCCUCGCUCAUGAGUGCGGGUACUGCCCUGCUUAUGGCUGUCGCCUUCUCACUCAUCUUUAUCGGCAUCCGAGUCUUCUACAGUGUGGCCGCGCUGUGCACGCAGAGGGCGUCGCUUAACCCUACUACAGGGUCGCUAGCUGUGCGUGUGGUGCUGGGAUUUUUGCCCGAGGUGAUUGCCACGCUUUCGAUUAUUCUUGCUGGGAUCAAGACGCAGAGUGCGGCGCUGUUGGCUCAUGUCGACAAGGAGACAGUUUCGAGAGGGCCGAAACCGCGUGCACAACCUUGGGUCUAG
This is a messenger RNA of Aspergillus nidulans FGSC A4, 783 nucleotides long. RefSeq lists its product as uncharacterized. Bases 1 to 783 code for a protein of 260 amino acids. Lineage: Eukaryota; Fungi; Ascomycota; Eurotiomycetes; Eurotiales; Aspergillaceae. The transcript is spliced from 3 exons. The record is from RefSeq and is a predicted model, not a curated record.